Molecule: messenger RNA, 516 nt
Organism: Racocetra persica
Lineage: Eukaryota; Fungi; Glomeromycota; Glomeromycetes; Diversisporales; Gigasporaceae
Source: the annotation of a GenBank genome assembly
AUGGAAAUGAUUUAUUAUGAUGACGAAGACAUAGUCGAUCGAAUUAUGCAGAUAUUAGGGAUUAAACAAGGUGACAAAGAAAGUGUAGAGGAAUUUACUAAACGUUAUGAUAGUCGUGUGAUGUUGUGGAAUAGUGAACUUCCAGAAGAAGAGAAAAGGAUUUGGUACACCCUUGGCUUAAAACGACAAUACCUUUAUGAGGUUAAAUCUCUUUUACCUGAGACCUACGAUCAAGCUAAACAAUUGGCAUUGAUAAAUGUAGAGAAUGACGAUAAGAGUGUAGAUCAAGAUAUUGGUAGAGAACGUUGUAUAGAUUAUCGUUAUGAAGAUCAAAUUGGAGCAGUGAGUGGUAAAAGAUCUGAUGAUGCUGAUAGUUAUGGAAUGUUGAUCGAAAAGAUGUUUGCUGUGUAUAAACUCGUAGAUAUAUGUCAAUGUAGUGUUGAUCGUAAUGCUAAGGUAGUAAUGGAAGGGAAUUUGAACAUUAGUGUUGUAUAUGAAAAAUAUGUAAUGAUAGUG